Adineta ricciae is the source of this 4653-nucleotide messenger RNA. The record is from the annotation of a GenBank genome assembly. Lineage: Eukaryota; Metazoa; Rotifera; Eurotatoria; Adinetida; Adinetidae.
AUGAAUAGGUCAAGUCGUGAGAAUGCCAAUUUACAAAUGCGAACACCGUCCAACCGAACUAAUGCGAAAAAGUAUCGAUUUAGUUCAGUAAUUGUCAAUCAUCGAUCGAAAGUUUCUGAUCAUCAGCAAAUUCCUCCUUCAAACUUCGAAAUCAAUGACACAUGUAGUGAAGUGGAAAUGAAUCAAUCCACAUUCUCCCAUCCAGCUACAUUGGACGAAUUAUUCCAUGAAUUGACAGCGUGUCAGCGAAAACAAACGCUCUUAAUCGAAAAAAUUCAUGAGCAACUGAAAUCUUGUCGUUCGACAACGUUUUUCCUUCCAUUUGAUUGUUUAUCUAAUAGUAAAUCAGUUCCUUCAUUGCAAGAUGCCUUUCAACAACACAAAUCUUCUUUUAUUCAACAAUCAAAACAACGUAUCAGUGAAAUUCAUCGCCAUAGAACGAAAUCACAUCAGAGAAUCAUCCCACCAGUCAAACAAACGAGCAAUACGUAUUUACAAGAAAGACGACAGUAUGAAAAUGAUCGUCUAUGUGCAAUGAUAAUCAAGCAUCAAAAUCGACAGAGUGCGAAAAUCUAUGGAGAUUUAGUUCGACAUCGAUUAAUAACCAAAAGAAUGAAUGAGGAUGGACAUCCGGAACAUGAGAAGAAAAAAGGCAAAGAGAAGAAGAAAGAUACUGCGGUUGGAACGUUAUCAUCGAAAUUUAUGAAAACAAUGAGAAUAUCAUCGGGAAAAUCACGUAAUCCAUUGCCGUUUGAUACCAAUGUUGAUCAGAGUGCAUUGGGUUCCAGUAGAAGCAAUCAUUUGACUACUACACACGAUAAUACAUUUACAUCUUAUACAGCAUCAUCAGAAUUAGCGCCAGUUUCGUCGUCAGCUGCAUCUAAUGAUCUCGAUGUAACUGCACUGACCGAUGAUGAAGUUCGAGAACGUUUUAAAUCUGUCAUGGAUGAUCUGUUCGAAGGAAACGAAACGAAAAAGAAAAUGUUCGAGCAAACAACCACCGCACAUAUGAGAGAAAUGCUUAGUUCGCAUUACAAACUCGCCACGAAUGAGAUGAGUGGUCCCAAGUCGCCUGAAUAUCAAAUACAAUGUUUAAAUCAUGUUACGAUGGAUAAUAUCUAUUCGAAAAAUAGUAAAGAUACAUUCGAACGUGUGGCAUUUUCGCUGAAAAAGUACGGCCUCAAAUGGAGUAAAGUGUUUGGUGAGAAUUCCAACGGUCCCAACGCGAUGCUGAAAGCAAUGCGAGCUUGCAUCACGAAAAUUCAAUUCACUCGAGAGAAAGUCAAUCGUGAUGGUGACGAACGUCGAGAAAAACAAAGUGCACUGCAUGAUAUUUUGGGAGCUGGCAUUGAAGCGUUUAAAAACUACCUCAAUCUCGGAUGGAAUUUCAAUUCAAUGAAAGAAUCCUUAGCUAAAGAUAUAGCAGAGAUCACGAUCGAUGUCUUGAAUAUCUUAGCGUUCGAAGCUGAUGAACGGUCAAAUAAAAUCAAACAAACAUGUGCUAUUCUUUUGUUCGCGUUGGCUAUGCCAAAUGAAAAUAACCCUUCGAAUGGUCAAAAUAUUGUUCAACUUCUAGCACAGUCUGUGAAGAAAUGGUGGCCAGGUCGUGAACGAUUCGAUUGUUUGGUUAACUCCUUUGAAGCAGGAAUUGAAAUAGCGAGUAGUUUUCUAAUGUGUAUCAAUGCUAUAUUUGUUACUCUAUCAACGGAGCAUCGCUAUCAUCUACGAAGUGAACUGUUUCGUUGUGGCUUCAAGACAGCUUUUGAAGGAUUACAAAAGAAGGUUCAAGAAUGCGAAGAUCUAAAGCAAAAAGAAAUGUUAGCAGCACAAAUCAAUCUAUUUCUUCGUCAUAUUGACGAUGAUUAUCAAUCAAUGAAUAUUAAACUUGAAUCGAUAUCGAGCACUUGGGCUGAUCUUCAAGCUUGUUUUGAUUAUUUACACGGUUUAGUUAAAAGCACACCUUCAGAACCAAUACUUGCCAGUAUUAUUAAUCGACUGAUUUGUAUUCGUGAUGAUCCAGCUAUUCGUUGUUCAUAUUUACGUUUAAUUGAUGAAUGUAUAACACGUAUUGUGUUUUCAAAAUCCGCCUGUGAUCCUGAUUUCGAUACAUAUUCGAUGGAUAGUGAAUCGAUUGGCGAAUCGGGUUUAGGUAUAAGUGAUCAUACACCGUCAAUACGUAAUGGUUCAUUACAUGAUCUUUCACAAAUGGCCACUACGACAAUGAAUAAUUUAACAGCAACGGAAAAUGAAAUACAAAUAAACCUAAUGAAAGGACGUGUUGAACAUCUAGAACAAACCAGAGAAAAAUUAACAAAGGCAUUGGAAAUUGUGCUAACAAAAGUUGACGCAGAAACAGUGAAUAAUUUAAAACAACAAUAUGGUGAUAUUAUUGGAGAUACUGCAUCGACUACCAGUCCGCGAAACAACAUUCCACCACCGCCUCCACUUUCAUCAUCAAUGGGAAAUAUUCCACCGCCACCACCAAUGGCCGCAUCAUUAGGCAGCAUGCCACCACCACCACCUCCACUACCUGGAAGCUUAAUGCCGCCACCUCCACCGCCACCACCAGGAAAUAUACCACCGCCACCACCUCCUAUGCCAGGUCUCAUACCGCCAGCACCUCCAAUGCUGACAGAGGGUGGCAUUCCACCACCUCCACCGUUUCCGGGUAUGGCCGGUGGAGGAGUUCCACCUCCACCUCCACCGUUUCCGGGUAUGACCGGUGGAGGAAUUCCACCUCCGCCUCCACCAUUUCCAGGUAUGGCUGGUGUGGGAGGCGCGCCACCACCCCCACCAAUGAUGAAUAUGACUGCUCCCCCACUUGGUCCACCACCGUUACCAGAUUUCUUACCAACUAAACAGAAAUAUGUUGUCGGCGAAGCUGUGAAAAAAGUUGCAUGGAACAAGAUAAAUCCACAAUCAAUUAAGAAAGAUUCCAUCUGGGCGAACCUUGACGAAAAACAUUUUCAAAAGAAAGAUCUAUUCGCAGCAAUAAAACAGAACUUUGCGACAAAAUCCGCUCCUGUGAAAAACCUAGCUGACAGUGAUAAUGAAUCAUCAUCAUCCACUACUGUGAAGAAAACAAAAGAAUUCCGUGUACUUGAUCCACGUGCUGGUCAAAAUUUUGCAAUUAUGUUCAGUCAAUUAAAAUCCACUCCACAGCAAUUUCGUCAGUGGGUUCUUGCGUGCGAUAGUCAACAUCUCACGAGCGAUUUACUUGCUCAAUUGGAUAAAUCAUUACCUACUCCUGAAGAAUUGAAGAAGCUCUCUGACCUGAAGAAUGAAAUCAACGAUCUACCUGAUUCCGAACAGUAUUUCUGCGCCGUAAGCGACAUAAAACGUUUACACCAACGCAUCAAAUUACUUCUAUUCAAAAGUCAAUACAAAGAACUAUUGGAAGAAACAGAAAAGAACUUAGUUGCCGCACGACAAGCAUGUGAAACCGUUCGAAAAUCUAAACGCUUUCCAAAAUUGAUUGAAUUUGUUUUAACCAUUGGUAAUUAUAUGAACUCAAGUGCAAAAACAUAUGAGCCCAUCUACGGUUUCGACAUUAGUUUCCUUCCAAGAUUACACUCGACUAAAGCCAAUGAUGGUAAACGAACAUUGCUACAUUUCAUUUUACAAGAAAUUGAAAAAGAUCAUUCGGAUUUACUGAAAUUUGGUGAUGAAUUUCAAGGCGUUGCUGAAGUUGCAUCGAAAAUUGAUACUAACGAAUUACAACGAACACUAAACGAAAUCAAAUCCCGUGUUUCUGGUGCUCAGACCGAUUUAGAUAAUGCUAAGAAUGCGACGGCAGAUUCUCUUGCUGGAGAUCGUUUUAGUGAUGCAAUGGAGGGUUUUGUCAAAGGUGCACGAGAUGAUGUUGAACGACUCGAAGGAUUGAAUACGAAAUUAAUCACUACCUAUCAAGAUCUAUGUGAUUAUUUAACAGUUGAUCCUAAAAAAUGUCCUUUGAGUGAUUUCUUCACGGAUUUGAAAACAUUCUGCACAGUGUUUUUGACAUGCUUACAAGAAAAUCGUCUAUGGCGCGAACAAGAAGAGAAAGCUCAACGUGCUAAGCAAUCUAAACAAUUGGUUGAUGAGAUUCGUAAGACUCAUCGUUCUGAAGCGAAAGCAGAACCCAAAGCAUACUUUAAACCAAGUGACGAAGAUACUGAUGUCGUAUCUAACCUUAUGUCCGUGCUGAAAGAUACAAAUAUGGCCGCACAACCCAGACGCGUUCGUCGACCACCAGAAGUCGAAGCGUUUGCUGGAGUAAUGAAAGAAUUGAGUAGUACGCCUGUACAUCGACCGACUGUGCCUCAACGUCUACCACCACCGCCACCACCACCAUCAUUGUCUCCACCUGGUGGUAUUCGAGCGACACCACCUCGCCUAUCUCCACCACCACCACCGAUUCCAGCACGAACUCCACGAAAGACAACGCCGCGAUGUACCCAUCGUGUGCUAAUACCCAUUGUUUACUUUCUUCUCUCUGGUACAUGUUUAAAUAUCACAACACUAACCGCUUCAUUCGCUUUGAUUCGACGAUUGAAAGUCAACGAUCUUCGAGCAAGAAUAAUCGAUCGCGAAAAUGCUCAAUUACCAUCGGAUAAUCACACAACACCACGUUUGUUAGCUUCGUCCAUCCUCAAAGAUCGCAAUUAUGUUUGA